Laetiporus sulphureus 93-53 is the source of this 3630-nucleotide messenger RNA. RefSeq lists its product as uncharacterized. NCBI's taxonomy places the organism in Eukaryota, Fungi, Basidiomycota, Agaricomycetes, Polyporales, Laetiporaceae. Gene Ontology annotation, molecular function: ubiquitin conjugating enzyme activity. Bases 151 to 3630 code for a protein of 1159 amino acids. The record is from RefSeq and is a predicted model, not a curated record. The transcript is spliced from 9 exons.
CCCAGGCAAUAAGCGGAGUCCGGGGUCGCUCUGUGCGCAUUGCAGCCUCCUUGUUCGACGCAUUCUCCCUCAUAAGGCCCGACGCCCACUCUCAAACGCGUUUUAACGCGUUUUGACUACUCUUAAUCCCAGAUAUAAAUCGUUUCAACCAUGGCAGGAGAAAGACGACGACUCUCGGACGCACAGGGCCCGUCAGAAGACGCGAAGAGGCCCCGGAACGAUCUGGACAUAAUCGUGAUUGACGAUGACGAAGAUGAUGAACCCCUCGAGACUAUUCUGGCCAGAAUAGAAGCGCAGGAAAGGAGUGAGGCUCUCGCGAGACAAUUGCAGGCUGAAUGGGCUGCCGAGGAGGCGGAAUGCGAUGCGAGUCAGGCCAGCUCCAGCGUUGCAUCCUCGUCAAACGUCCAACCUCCUAACGCAAUUAGUGCACUACAAUCCCGCGAGAUUAUAGAUGUCGAUGAGCUGGGUGAUGAAUCUAUGGUAUAUGGUUUCUCUCAGCGGCAGGAACACCUCAGUGCGAACGUACAACCCACCGAAUCAUUCGCAUCUGUGCCACUCUCUGUACCUUCACCCAAAUUGCGGAGUUACUCUGAUUCAGAUGUAGAGCUUCUAGAAGACAAUGAAGCCGCAGAAGUCGCGAGGCUCAUUGCAAGGAAACGAGAACGUGCCGUCGCAAGCUCUCCAGUUGCCGAGCCUCCUACAGCAUCCCAGUCUGCAUCUGCUAAGUUAAAGGGAAAGGCAUCUGCGGGCUCGAGUGGAGGCACGGUGCCGACGCAGAAGCUCCGUGAAUAUCAGGAUCUAUUUACUGGUUUCAAGGAAUGCGAAUGUGGCCAACCUAUUCUGUCGGAACGCGGCCAUGUAACAUAUACAGAUCAAGGCUCUCCAUCGAGUCUCCUCUUCCUCCUACACGCCCCAUGCCACUUUUGUACGAAGAAUCACUGCCGGGGAUGCAUGAAACCAGUACCCUGCCCCAUCAACUGCACAGGCAAACACCGAGACAACGACACUCCCUGCGCUGCAGUUACCUGCUGUGCCGAGGUCCGCGCGAUCGCACUCUUCGAGGCUCUCGGCGGGUUCGACCGUCAGUACCUCGGCGAGCGCGCCAGGGCGGACGCCCGUGUGCGCGAGGCCUCUGCACGCAACCGCGCAAUGUACACUCGCAGCGUCGGGCCUCGCGGGACGGGAUACUCCGUGGACUCAUUUGGCGGUCUCAUGCUCGGAGACGGGUACUAUUCUUCUUCUGAUGAAGAAAGCGAGUUCGGAGGUAGUUGGCCUGGAAUCGGUACCCGUGGUCGGGGGAGAGGACGAGGUAGGGGUAGGGGAUGGGCCCUCAGCUCUAUCGUCAACCUUGGCUCUAGUCUCAGCUACAAAUCACAGCCCAGCCCCACCUUCAACCCACACUCGACUGCGGAGCUAGCUGAUCACGACAACGAGACUGCCUUAGCCUGGGAUGAGGUGGUCGUCCGUGCGCUGACGACGAUCACGGAGUUUCUGCCGGCACCGUAUGCGGAAAGCCCGCAGAUCUACGACAUGCUUCCGAAUCCGUCCAUCACGGACCUGCUGGCGGCGUCUCAGCUGCCCGAGCUGCUGGACAACCUGCUCCGGAACGACUCUGUCACAGACUGGAUCGCCCGUGCCGACGUGUAUCAUGCCACCUUGUCGCUGUUACGACGGCUAGCAGACUGUGAGCUGACUAUCGAGGUCCUUGUAGGGCAAAGAUGGGAACUUGAGAAAAGCUGCGGUCUCACAGACUUCUUGUGGGGCGACGGCGAGAUUACCUGGGCAAAGGUCUCAGGCGCGCUCGUCAGAGCACCCCCGCUCUAUGCUCACUUUAAGAAGCUCACGAAGCAAUGCGAGACGUUCCUCUCGGGUGCUUCGACGAUGUUUGCAGAUAAGGAAGAGGAAGUCGCGGAGCAGACAGUGAAGGCCAUGUCGCUAUGCGGCGACAUCAUCGCCGCACGGGACGACAUCGAGCGCGCGAUGAGCGUGCUCGGGAAAGACCUCGCCUCCGUCCUGCAAGAGCCAUCCGUCGCUUCCUCCAUGUGCGACCACUCAGCGUCGUCCUCCGCCCAGUCUAACGGCCAGCCUCCCGAUCUCGAGAAGACGUACGCGCGCGAGUGCGAGAAGCUCGCCUUCGCGUACGUGACGCUCUCGCAGCCGUCGCCAUCGGGUGACAGCCUUACCUAUCCUGGCUUCAACUAUGCGAGCAAUCUAAAGCAGACGGCCAACGCGACGCGCCUCCCGAAGGACCGGCUUCAUCUGAUCAAGGAGCUCGCGGUGAUGGCGACGAGCCUCCCGCCGGGCGUCUGGGUGCGCGUGGACGAGGUGCGGAACGACGCCAUAAAGAUGAUGAUUGCAGGUCCGGAGGGCACGCCGUACGCGGGCGGCCUAUUCGAGUUCGACUGCUUCAUCCCCAUUGAGUACCCGAAGAAGCCGCCGCUGAUGCACCUGCGUACGACCGGCGGCGGCAGCGUGCGGUUCAACCCGAACUUGUAUGCAAAUGGCAGGGUUUGUUUGUCACUCCUUGGGACAUGGCAGGGACGCCCUGAAGAACAGUGGUCGUCAAAGUCAACGUUGUUACAGGUCGUUGUGUCCAUCCAGGGCAUGAUCCUGGUCGAUUUGCCUUGGUUCAAUGAGCCAGGAGCGGGCCCUGCGAGGGCCGAUCUCCGCGCGAGCAUUGACUAUAACAAGAAUAUCACGAUGCAGACGAUGCGGUGGGCGAUGGUAGAUUGGAUGAAGGACGAGCACAAGGAUGGCAUCUGGGCGGAUGUUAUCGCGUCGCAUUUCAGUCUGCGCAAGGACAAGAUCCGCAAAUGCAUCCAAGAAUGGGCCCAAGCGGAGCCGCGCAUUCGCUCAUACAACGCACAGUCCCUCCGCCGCCGCGGCCACACCUUCCAGGCCUUGGAUCUGGCCGGCCCGCCCUACCCUCUACCGGCGGGAUCUAAUCCCUUCGUGUGGCCCACUCCUGGGUCGGAAAGCUCGUCUACGAUUCCCGGCCCUAGUUGGGACAUCUUCGACUUGGACCUGUCCCCGCCUCCGCCUCCACCGCUAGCUCCCAGCUCGGGCAAACUCUACCCGACACAGACAAUCAUCAACGGCCAGAGCAACCUCGAUCUGCCACCACCCUACCCUUCACCGUCGUCAUCGCAAGGAUUCAGUUCUAUUAAGUGGUCGCAGGCCCCUUACACGACAGGCUCAUCGUUCGGGUCGCAUCCCACCGGCACCCCGUCGUCUGUUCCCCAGCCGUCGCCGCCAUCAGCAGGGCACCGUCCUCCGAGCACGUCCAACUCGAAGACGUCCGGUCCUCCACCGUCCGCGACUUCACAGCAGCCGUCACAGCCGCCUUCAUUCCUUUGGCCGCCUACUCCUGAGCCUAGCACGUGGGGCAGCGUUGGCGCGAGCGUCUUCGGCGUACCGCCCUCCUUCGCACAACCGCCGCCACCUCCAGCAGUGCCUUCUAGUGUGUCGUACCCGUUGGCAACGAGCGCGGGCUUGAAGUUGUCGAAGGCUCGUGCUUCGAAGGCUCGCGCUAAGGCGUCUGCCAGAGCGGGCGGGAUGGACUUGGUGGAUGAAUUUGAGAAGGGGAUUGAGAGGGUUGCUGGGUGGGAAAGGAGAGAGGUGGAGGAUUGA